Messenger RNA from Cooperia oncophora, 1560 nucleotides. Lineage: Eukaryota; Metazoa; Nematoda; Chromadorea; Rhabditida; Trichostrongylidae. The record is from the annotation of a GenBank genome assembly.
CUGUCGGUUUUCUCUUUUCAGAUCUGGAAAGGCAAAAAGGCAAAUUUGGAAGACGAGUUGGAACUGGCCGAUAAGAACAAACCGGAAGAAAAUCUAGAGACUAACAUCAAACGCUAUGCAAGUCACAUGAGUCUUCAACCGGAUGGGAGAUUCGUCGGAGAACUUCCAACUCCUCCUCCAGAACUUCUGCGAUCGUUGUCCCGUGAUGUAGCCCGAACCUACCCAUCACUGUCGGUGGAGGAUCAGGCAAAAAUUCUAGCCUAUAGGCUUAGUAAGAGUACGCCCAAAGAUCGUCUUCAUUAUCGAAUUCGAGCGGCGAGAAUUCUAAGCUCCGGCCUGAGAAAAAGCGAAAUCGAACGGGAAGUGGAGGAGAACCUCUUGAAGUAUGAUGGUGUUACCGUACCUGACGAAAGAAAGAAACCUACGGUCGAGUUUGCUGCAAGAGUCUACGCUGUCGAACCCACGGACAAAAGAGUCACCCUCACGAUUAUCCGACACGGGCCCAUUGACAAGGAGAUCACUCUGAACUAUUGCACCCAAAGCGGAAUGGCCAAGAAACAUCUGCACUUUCUGCCCAAGUCCGAAACGAUCCGUAUGGCAGCGAAUGAGAAGACCCGAGAGGUGACGGUCGAUCUUGUCGAGGGAGCUGACUGGCGACCAAAUCACAACUUCUACGUCAACCUAAAGAUACAGGAUCAGCCCGAGGACGGCAAGACAAAGCUUGGCUCGUGUGAUGUGGCACGAGUACGAUAUCCCGAUGACACGGCGUCUUUGAUGGGAGGCGCUGCAAUGGAGUUUGUUAAGGCGAACUAUGAAUAUGAGAAGUAUAUCGACAUAGAGAUAAUCGACGACAAGCACGACGAAAAGGAUGAAACCUUCACCGUCGAGAUUGUUUUGGUUGAAGGGGAAGGCGAGGUGGCUAUCGGACGAAAUCGCCGUACUGUGGUGACAAUCAUUUCUGAUGACAAUGUCUUGAUGAACCUGGUCAACGUACAUAAGCUUACAAGUCAUUACAUUCAAAAACUCUCCAAUUACAAAUCGUCAUGGAUGGAUCAGAUACGUGAGGCGAUGUCGGUGAACGCUGGUGAUACGGCUCAUGCAACUUUUAUGGAGUGUAUGCUGCAUGGUCUUGCAUUCCCAUGGAAAUUUAUUUUCUGCUUCGUCCCACCUCCAAAGAUUUUCGGCGGUUGGCUGUGUUUCCUCGUUGGAUUGGCACUUAUUGGAGUUCUCACCGCCAUAGUAGGUGACCUUGCGUCAAUCUUUGGAUGUAUGGUCGGUAUGAAAGACGCUAUAACUGCCAUUACCCUUGUCGCUCUGGGCACAAGCUUGCCCGAUACCUUCGCCUCAAAGAUCGCGGCUGAGAACGAUGAUUCUGCCGAUAAUGCAAUAGGAAACGUGACUGGGUCGAACUCUGUGAACGUGUUCCUUGGCCUCGGUCUUCCUUGGCUCAUCGCAUCUAUUUAUUGGGCUGCUAAGGGUGAAAGCUUUGCUGUUCCCGCUGCUGAUCUUGGUUUUAGGUACGUUAUACGGAAGUUCUUUUUGCUUAUUUUUGGUUUGUGA